Molecule: messenger RNA, 2847 nt
Organism: Eutrema salsugineum
Lineage: Eukaryota; Viridiplantae; Streptophyta; Magnoliopsida; Brassicales; Brassicaceae
Product: pentatricopeptide repeat-containing protein At5g16860
Exons: 1
Coding region: 199-2760 (853 amino acids)
Biological process (GO): RNA modification
Molecular function (GO): zinc ion binding; RNA binding; protein binding
Source: RefSeq, a predicted model, not a curated record
AAAAUCUGUCAACUUUAAUUAAUGAGAUCCAUCAAGUUAAAAGUUAAAUGGUUCAACCGGUAAUUAAUCGGGCAAUUAAUCGAUUUAAAAUCGGUUAGCUAAUUUGAUUAAUCGUUUUAAAAUCGGUUAGCGAUUUACCGAUUUAGUUAAAAUUGUUAGCUAUUACAUGUCAGUCAAUAACCCACUAGUAACUCUAGCAUGAUCAGCCGCCUUUUCAUUCCUAAGGCUGUCGCGAAACCGCAUCAGUAUCUUAAAGUCUCUCUCUUCUCCACAUCGCCGCCGGAGAUAACGCCACCGUUCAUUCACAAAUGCAAGACCAUUUCACAGCUCAAGCUCAUUCAUCAGCAACUCAUUUCCGCCGGAAUUCUAACUCUGAAUCGUACUUCCCACCUCAUCUCCACCUACAUCUCUCUCGGUUGCUCAUCUGCUGCCGUAUCUCUCCUCCAUCGCUUUCCUCCCUCCGAAGCUGGUGUCUACCACUGGAAUUCUCUUAUUCGUGUCUACUGCGAUAAUGACCGCGUCAGUGAAUCCCUCUCUUUGUUCCGUCUUAUGCAUUCUCUGUCAUGGACGCCGGACAAUUACACAUUCCCCUUCGUCUUCAAAGCUUGCGGCGACAUUUCCUCCUUUCGUUGUGGAGUGUCUGCCCACGCGCUUUCUCAGUUUACUGGAUUUAAUUCCAAUGUCUUUGUGGGGAAUGCGCUUGUCGCUAUGUAUUCCCGUUUUGGUUCAUUGGCUGAUGCACGAAAGGUGUUCGACGAAAUGUCUGUUAUUGGUGUUUGGGAUGUUGUGUCGUGGAACUCAAUAAUAGAAAGUUAUGCAAAGUUAGGCAAACCAAAGAUGGCGCUUGAGAUGUUUAGCCGGAUGACCAAUGAGUUCGGAUUCAUGCCUGAUGAUAUUACCUUUGUGAAUGUUAUUCCUCCUUGUGCUUCCAUUGGUGCUCAUUCAUUCGGAAAGCAAAUGCACGGUUUUGUGAUCACAAGUGAGAUAAUACGUAAUAUGUUCGUAGGAAAUUGCUUGGUCGAUAUGUAUGCAAAGUGUGGGAUGAUGGACGAGGCAAACAGGGUGUUCUCGAACAUGACGUCAAAGGAUGUAGUGUCCUGGAAUGCUAUGGUUGCUGGGUAUUCACAGAUUGGAAGGUUUGAUGAUGCUGUUAAGUUAUUCGAGAAGAUGCAGGAAGAAAAGAUAAAAAUGGAUGUUGUUACUUGGAGUGCUGCUAUCUCAGGGUAUGCCCAACGAGGGCUUGGAUAUGAAGCAUUGCGUGUGUGUAGGCAGAUGUUGUCUUCCGAGAUAAAACCAAAUGAAGUCACUCUUAUUUCGGUUCUUUCAGGUUGUGCUUCUGUUGGAGCAUUAUUGCAUGGUAAAGAGAUUCAUUGUUAUGCCAUCAAACAUCCCAUAGACUUGUGUAAGAACGUUCUUGGUGAUGAUAAUAUGGUCAUUAAUCAAUUGAUUGACAUGUAUGCUAAGUGCAAGAAAGUUGAUACUGCCCGUGCUAUGUUUGAUUCACUUUCUCACAUGGAAAGGGAUGUUGUGACUUGGACCGUGAUGAUCAGUGGAUACUCCCAGCAUGGGGAUGCAAAUGAAGCUCUCAAACUUUUUUCGGAGAUGUUCGAGCAAGAUUCCAGACCUAGACCAAAUGCUUUUACUAUAUCGUGUGCCCUUGUGGCAUGUGCCAGUUUGGCUGCAUUAAGAAUUGGCAAGCAAAUUCAUGCAUAUGCACUGCGCAACCAGCAGAAUGCAAUACCGCUGUUCGUAUCAAACUGCCUAAUAGACAUGUAUGCAAAAUGUGGAGACAUUGGUAAUGGCCGGCUUGUGUUUGACAGCAUGAAAGGGAGAAAUGAAGUUACUUGGACAUCUCUAAUGACGGGUUACGGCAUGCAUGGUUAUGGAGAAGAGGCUCUUGGAAUCUUUGAUGAGAUGUGGAAAUUGGGUUUUAAGCUUGAUGGUGUUACAUUACUUGUUGUAUUGUAUGCUUGUAGCCAUUCGGGAAUGAUCGAUCAGGGCAUGAAGUAUUUCAAUAGAAUGAAAACUGAUUUUGGGGUUAGUCCUGGCCCGGAGCAUUAUGCAUGCAUGGUUGACUUGUUAGGUCGUGCUGGACGGUUGGAUGCAGCUUUGCGUCUUAUUGAAAAAAUGCCAAUGGAACCUCCUCCUGUGGUAUGGGUUGCUUUGCUCAGUUGCUGUAGAAUCCACGGAAAAGUUGAACUCGGGGAGUAUGCCGCUAGAAAAAUAACAGAAUUAGCAUCUAAUAACGAUGGAUCAUACACGUUGCUCUCAAAUCUAUAUGCAAAUGCAAGGCGUUGGAAAGAUGUGGCUAGGACCAGAUCAUUAAUGAGACAUAAAGGAAUUAAGAAAAGACCAGGUUGUAGCUGGGUCGAAGGAAUUAAAGAAACCGCUAAGUUCUUCGUAGGUGAUAAAACUCAUCCACGCUCUAAUGAAAUAUACCAGGUCCUCUCAGAUCAUAUGCAACGCAUCAAGGACAUUGGUUAUGUUCCUGAAACAGACUUUGCUCUGCAUGAUGUGGACGAUGAAGAAAAGGGUGAUCUUCUUUUCGAGCACAGUGAGAAAUUAGCUCUUGCUUACGGUAUUCUAACAACUCCUCAAGGUGCAGCUAUCAGGAUUACUAAGAAUUUACGGGUAUGUGGUGAUUGCCAUACCGCAUUUACAUACAUCUCCAGAAUCAUUGAUCAUGAGAUUAUAUUGAGAGACUCGAGUCGCUUCCAUCAUUUUAAAAAUGGAAUGUGUUCAUGCAAAGGUUAUUGGUGAACCAGAUAAUGCUUUCUCUCUUUGAUUCACAUAUUCUGUUCGGAGGAUAUAAAGUUCUUAAAUACUAAAACAUCCCAUUCAAAGCAG